AUGAGUGACAGCUCUGACUCGGAGUUCUCAGUGGAUGACACUCUGGCCCAGACCCAGCAUGUUGGACAGGAGGAGGAGGAAGAAGGGGACUCGAUGGGAGAGGAUGCCCCUAUGGAGGAUGUUGGGGAAGCUGAUGUUAAGAGUGAUGAUGAUAAAGAUGCCAGUGAUGAUGACGACUCGGACUUGUUCGGCUCUGAUACGAGCUCGUCUCAGUCUGGAAGCGAAGCUGGUGGUGACGAAGCUAAAGAUGAUGAGUUGUUCGAGGAGAAGGUCGCAAUGGAAGAGGAUGCGGAUCUAGAUGACGAUGACGAUGUGGAGGACGAGAUUGUCCAGGACGACUCCUGGGCAGUGGCUGAUGCGUAUUUCAAAGACAAAGGUCUGGUAUCACAGCAAGUGGGCUCAUUCGACGACUUCGUGACCUAUAAGAUGCAGGAGAUCGUGGAUGAAUGCCCCCCUAUCACCAUCAUACCACAGAACCAGGUGGGUUGGGAAAGUGAAGGGGCGAGGGUAUAUAUGGACUCCUCUUUCCUUGUAGAGUUUGGCCAGCUAUCGUUGAACAAGCCCACAGUGGAGGAGGUGGAUGGAGCUAUGACCAGUCUGACCCCUAAUCAAGCGCGGCUGAGGAACCUCACGUACAGCAGUCCGGUUUAUGUCAAUGUAACGCAGACAACCUACGCCUUAGCGGAUCCGGAUGAUCCCAACUCUGAGAAGCAACUGAUAUCCGAGGACUCGUACAGUAAAAUUCUCAUUGGGCGGAUACCGAUGAUGCUGAAGUCGGAGUACUGUUGGCUUAAGAACCAGACGGAGCGAGGCUUGGUCGAGAUGGGAGAGUGCGUGUUCGAUCAGGGAGGGUACUUUAUCAUCAACGGGUCAGAGAAAGUGCUAAUUGCGAUGGAGAGGAUGGCCAAUAACUUUGUGUAUUGCUUCCAGAAGAAGCAGCCAGCGAAGUAUACGUGGAUAUGUGANNNNCUGUUGGAUAUGAUGCCUCGUGGCAGGUUGCCUUGGACUUCAUCGCUAAAAGAGGGCCAACCAUUGGGACAUCGAAGAGUGGUCGUAUACACUGGAUUACCCAAUGUAUAUAAUAGAUACGCUAAGGAGCUGCUGCAGAAGGAGCUGCUGCCUCAUCUCGGCGUCAAACAGUACUGUGAACCCAGAAAGGCCUAUUUCAUCGGGUACAUGGUCCAUCGGUUGCUGUUGGGCCAGCUGGGUAGGAUUGCUGAGGAUGACAGGGAUCACUUCGGAAAGAAGAGGAUGGACAUGGCAGGACCACUCAUGGCGGCUAGCUUUGCACAGCUCUUCAGGAAGUUGGUCCAAGACAGUAAGAGGAUCCUGCAGCGUCAAGUGGAUAGUGGUCGGCACUUUGAUCUCAACUCUGCGAUACGAAGCGCCUCGAGCAUUACAGAUGGGCUGAGAUACCAAUUGGCUACUGGUAACUGGGGUAUUGAUAAGUCUGGUAAAUCAGUGCGGACAGGAGUGAGCCAGGUGUUGAAUCGACUCACCUUCAUGUCGACCAUGUCCCAUCUAAGGCGCAUGAACACUCCCUUGGAGCGUAGUGGAAAGCUGGCUAAGCCUCGGCAGUUGCACAAUACUCAUUGGGGUAUGAUCUGUCCUGCUGAGACCCCAGAAGGGCAGGCGGUUGGGUUGGUGAAGAACAUUGCGUUAAUGUGUACCAUCACGGUUGGGAGUCUCCCCAACGUAGUGUAUGACUUCCUUAACGAGUGGGGUCUGGAGAACCUGGAUGAGAUCAAUCCGAGUCAGAUUAAGCAUAUGACUAAGGUCUUCUUGAAUGGGCAAUGGGUGGGCAUGCACGCAGACGCAACGAUGUUGUGUGAGACGUUGCGUGACUUGAGGAGGAAGAGGGAUAUCGAUCCUGAAGUGUCUAUUAUUCGUGAUCUCCAGGCGAACGAGUUGCGAAUCUUCACUGACGGUGGGCGUGCCUGUCGACCAUUGUAUGUUGUUCAACCGCCUCCUAGUCAAAAGCUGUGUAUUAAAAGGGAACAUGUGGAAGCAUUACGACGCAUGCUGCUGAACAAUGAGCACGGUGGGUGGGACAUGCUGGUGGAGGAGGGUCUGGUUGAGUACAUUGAUGCUGAGGAAGAGGAGACGUGUAUGGUGGCAAUGUUCGUGGAUGAUCUACGCAAUGCACAGAGGAGGAAGAGCAAGGCUAGCAGCUAUUGCCAUACGUAUACCCACUGUGAGAUCCACCCAUCGUUGAUCCUGGGUGUAUGUGCUUCGAUUAUUCCCUUCCCUGAUCAUAACCAGAGUCCUCGUAACACUUAUCAGAGUGCUAUGGGGAAGCAGGCUAUGGGAGUGUAUGCGACCAACUUCAACAUGCGUAUCGACACUAUGGCGCAUGUGUUGAACUAUCCUCAAAAGCCCUUGGUGGGCACGCGGGCGAUGGAGUAUCUGAGAUUCAGAGAACUGCCCGCCGGCAACAACGCUAUCGUCGCUAUUAUGACUUACUCUGGAUACAACCAGGAAGAUUCCCUUAUCAUGAACGCCUCUUCGAUCGAUCGAGGCUUCAUGAGAUCGGUUCACUUCAAGAGCUAUAUGGCUGAUGAGAAGCGGCAGGGAGCUCAGGUCGUUGAGGAAUUCCGUGCUCCAUCUUGGUCCAAGACGUACGCUAUGAAGAGAGGUGACUACUCUAAGCUGGAUAAUGAUGGUCUUAUCAAUCCUGGUACACGAGUUCAUGGUGAUGAUAUUCUUAUAGGGAAGGUAUCGCCUAUUCCUAAUCAGACAGAUGAGGAAGGUCGCAUCCAGAAGUAUACUGAACGCGAUUGUUCAGUGGCCCUCAAGGGCGCUGAUAAUGGUGUUGUGGAUCAGGUUAUGUUGUCUGUGAAUGCUCGUGGUCACAAGUUCACGAAGAUCCGUGUGAGGACGUUGAGGGUGCCAACCAUUGGUGACAAGUUCGCCUCUCGACACGGUCAGAAGGGUACCAUGGGUAUUUCCUACAGACAAGAAGACAUGCCCUUCACACAGUAG
Molecule: messenger RNA, 2982 nt
Organism: Perkinsus marinus ATCC 50983
Lineage: Eukaryota; Perkinsozoa; Perkinsida; Perkinsidae
Product: DNA-directed RNA polymerase II subunit, putative
Exons: 29
Coding region: 1-2982 (993 amino acids)
Biological process (GO): DNA-templated transcription
Cellular component (GO): RNA polymerase II, core complex
Molecular function (GO): ribonucleoside binding; DNA-directed RNA polymerase activity; DNA binding
Source: RefSeq, a predicted model, not a curated record